Messenger RNA from Diachasma alloeum, 4910 nucleotides. RefSeq names its product zinc finger protein 2 homolog. The coding region runs from base 406 to 2259 and encodes 617 amino acids. The record is from RefSeq and is a predicted model, not a curated record. NCBI's taxonomy places the organism in Eukaryota, Metazoa, Arthropoda, Insecta, Hymenoptera, Braconidae. Gene Ontology annotation, cellular component: nucleus. Gene Ontology annotation, biological process: regulation of transcription by RNA polymerase II. The transcript has 9 exons. Gene Ontology annotation, molecular function: RNA polymerase II cis-regulatory region sequence-specific DNA binding; DNA-binding transcription factor activity, RNA polymerase II-specific.
AAGCGGACUCUCUCGCUGUCGCGUUCGUCCAUCCCGCAACGGCGUGUGUGAGAAAAAAAGACGGGUUUAAAACGUUAAAAGAGCGAGACGCCUUGUAGGCGAGUGCGAGGCAACGAAAGAGGAGAACAAGUAGACAAGGCAAAGAGACAACGAGUUAAGUGUGUUAAUCGUGCAUUCCGGGGAUUACCGCAGGAUCUGGAUAAUAAUUUAAACACAUAAGGGUGAUUAUCACGGGGAAUAUCGUUCGGGGAUUGUGGCGGAAUUGAGGAGGGCUUGGGAAGAGGUUCGAAAUAUCGUGUGACUGUGCCACAGUUACGACUACCGCCGCCGUCAUGGCAACUCCACGAUCAUCCGGGUGUACCAAGCCGGACAUGGAGAUCGUAAAAGCUUCGUAGAAGUUAUCACAUGAUCAAAGGCAGCGCAUCAAUGGCCCUAGAAUCAAAUGGUAACAACGUGGUCUGGUUGAACGCAACCCGUCCUGAUCAAAUACAGCAGCACGUUGGGAAAGACGACCCACUGCGGAUCGAAUCCACCGAGGAUCAGAGCCACCUGCAGCAGACACAGCAUCACAGAUACCAGCGCAAUCUCAUUAAGAUACCGAACCAACAGAGUCAACAGGUCGAUCAGCCAGUAAAGUGUUCCAUGUUUACUCAAACGGAGCAAACUAAUAGUUUUACACAAACUGAACAAAGCAACUCUGGUUACGCUGAGCAGCGUCAGCCCCAACAGCAGGCGACAAUGUUCGAUCCUCAGCAAAUACAGCAACAGCAGCCGGCUCAGGGACAGCAAUCCCAGCAGCAGGGCCAGCAGAUGCAGUACGUAACAGAAAAAAAAGAGGAGAAAACCCAGCAACAGGCAACAACAGCUGAAUUUCCCUUCUAUUACAAUGUCAAUAUGCUGCAGAAGGUACAAACAAAUACAGUUAGCACGAUUGGUGCUAUAACAACAGAUGACAAAGGCUGUUAUCGUUUCGAUGUACAACCUGUUGGUUACAAUACACUGCUGAAUCAAAUGAGUCUGGCAGCAGCGACAAAUGCUGCAACAUUCAAGUGUGACAUUUGUGGAUUGGUGUUUGGCCAUUUAAGUCUGCUUAAUCAUCACAAGAGACUUCACAAUUCUACACCGAGUAAUCUGCAACAACCUCAGCAGGUUGUCGUGCAAGCACCGACAACUGUCACUGUUGCAACAACACCUGAGAGACCGUACACUUGUGAUGCUUGUGGUGCUUGUUUUGCAUUACCUGGAGAAUUGAAGAGUCACAAGACUAAUAUGCAUCAGAAACCUAAAGUCCAAGUGUGCGAGGAGUGCGGGAGUGAAGAUCCCUGUGAACAUCAUCCGACUAAAGUUAAAAAGACAAUCAAGCCUGGCCAUCAUCCUGUUAAACGAAGGGGCGUGACUAGUGUAACCAAGUGCCACAAGUGCAAUGGAACGGGAAUCAUUUUCAUUGGCGGCAAGCAAAACCAGAACCAGCCGGAGAAGCCAUUUCACUGUAACGUUUGUGAUGGAACAUUUUCACGCUACUCAUCGCUCUGGUCACACAAGAGACUCCACUCUGGGGAUAAACCGUUCAAGUGCGAAGUCUGUGGUUUGGCCUUUGCGAAGGCUGCUUACUUGAAGAAUCAUGGACGCGUGCACACUGGUGAAAAACCAUUCAAGUGUAGCGUAUGUGGUAUGCAAUUUUCGCAGAGUCCACACUUGAAGAAUCACGAGCGCAUACACUCGGGCGAGCGUCCAUAUCAGUGCGAAGUUUGUGAGAAAACAUUUGCGAGACACUCGACACUGUGGAAUCAUCGUAGAAUUCAUACUGGUGAAAAGCCGUACAGGUGUAAUACUUGUGGUUCGGCUUUUAAUCAGGCGACUCACUUAAAGAACCACGCUAAAGUGCAUACCGGUGAAAAACCGCAUAGAUGCGACAUUUGUGAAAUAGGUUUUUCGGAUCGUUUUGCCCUGAAACGUCACCGUGCAAUUCACGAAAAGUACGGACAAACAGCGAGAAAUCAGAAUGCCAACAGUGCGAGUAACUCGCAGCAGCCAAAUACGAGUAAUCCCCAGCAGCAGCAACAGCCCAACACGAGUAAUCCCCAGCAGUCACAACAGGCCCAACAGCAGCCCCAGCCACAACAGCAGACCCAGCCAGGCCAGCCCCAAGUAGUUGUUGUAAAUGCAACGACACCAGUAACUGUCAGCCAGGGCCAGGGACAGGCAGUAAUGCUGGACGAGGUAUACAAAUGCCAAGUUACUUUUCCAGAGCCUAAAUGAUUUGACAGUUGAGAAGAGGACACAUGCCAAAUGCUGUGCUGAAUAAUUAACCAGAGAGUUUCUUAUCUUUAUCCUUCGUCACAAGGAAACAACAUUUCGGGAGAUACUAUUUUUCAUUAUUCCGUUUCUCUCCUUUUUCCCUUUGUUUUUCGUCAUUCAUCAUCUCACGAUGGUGUGUGUUGUAUCUGUGAAACAAGGUUCAACUUGUUUGAAUAAUGAAUAAUUUUUAACUACCUGUGCCGACGAUAGACAUUUUUUAAAAUACGCUUUACACAAAUUAAUGAGAAAAUUAAUGAUAACGAUUAUUGAUGAAAAAAUAAGUAACACACAGUUUGUUCGUCAGUUGAAAGCGUAGUGGUGAUUCGAAUUGAAUAAUGAACAAUUUAUUAAUGAUAAAUAAUUGAUACUGCAAGGAACGAUAAUGAGUAUCGAACAGGCAGACUAAUCUGUUUUAUAAUUUUAAGGCCGAAUACUAUAUUACAAAUAUCAGUUAUAUACUAUAGAGAGAAUAGUUUGUAAUGGUGAAUAGCUGAUUAGAGUAAUUAUACGUAUAAAACUUCGAUACAUUAUUUUCAUUUUCCUUUCAAACAAUUGUAAACAGAGCGAUUGUCACUGAUCGUUAAAAUUAUGUCCAAUUAAAAUUUUCUUAUUUCAUGUAACUAGCAUUCGCUUUAAUCACUAAUUCGCAAUGAGAAAGAUUGUUGAGACAAUGUUUGUAAUGAUUAUUGAUUGAUUAUAUAAUUUUAUUUUCUUAGUGAGUGUCUCGAUAGACGGGAAAAUGAUGAAAAUAAGUACAUGAUGCUUUCAAAAUCACUUUGUGGCGUGAAUGAAAAAAAUGUGGUGCAGCUUAUUUCGAAUUAAAGAGGAGGGAAAUGUCAAUUGGCUUGAGUCUGAUGAUCUUUAAAGUCUAAGAUUUUUAAAAAUGGACCCUUAAUCGACUCGUGACAACGGGGUUUUCCUUUUUUCACAUCACGAUGCACCUGUUACAAUCAAUAGUCUGUUCGUCUUCGCUGUAUUCCCCCUCACCAGUCAGUAAUUAGCAUGAGUCAAAAUUCCCUGUUGUUUCUUCUUCCUUGGUCGCUUUAGCGAUGUAGAAUUUUCGUUUUCUCUAGAAUUUAAAGCAAUGUUCAUUUGUAAAUUAACGUUUAUUGUAAAACUGUUACGUUAUAUUUCUCUCUGAACGUAAAUACGGUCAUAAUACCUGCUACAGUAUUUCGGAUUAGAUUAGAUACAAUUUAUCUAUCAAUGUUUCUGCACAUUUUAUUCAGCCUAACUCAAAACGUCGAAUCAGUUUGCAAAAAGAAGAACUAAAAAAAUCUCAAGUGAAUUUAUUAUUGUGAUUUAGUGGGCACCUGAAGCAGCAAAGUGGAGUUCCAGAGGCUGAAUUGACACGCUUUUUAUCCUUAAUUUUCACACUUUUCUUUUCUACUCAUUAUUAUGUUGACUACGUUCAAUGACAAGAGAAGUUUAUAUCACUAUUGAAACAACAUGUGAAUAGUUAUUAGUGGUAGGUCAGGGACUGCAUUAUGUUCAAAAAAAUUUGUCUCGUUUUCGUCGAUAUUUGUUAUUCACUCAUCGUCAGUCUCACGUUAUUAAAUUCCACGUGUAAAUAUCUGUGAAUUUCUUCUUAAUUAUCCAGUAAUGUUAAUGAAUUGUCUUCCUACAAUUGCAUAAGAUACACCUGACCUGCCAAAUUCACGAGAUAAUGUUGAAUUUUCAUCAUUGACACCAACUAUUUUCAGGCCAAUAGUGGUGACCAUUCGUUUGCCAAUUUUUCUUUUUCACACGAAAAUGUUGAUUUUUGAUUUAUCAGUCAGUGAAAUGAAGGUGAAUGUGAGACGACAAAGUAUUUGUCCUGUACAAUAUACUCAGUGAAUCAUGGGGGGGAUUGAAAUCCUGGUCCCUGGAUGCCAAUCGGGAUGCUUAGACUAACAGAUGUUCUUUCAUUUACCCUCUUUAAUUAUUUGUGGUGAACCGUUAACUAUAUUGUACAGCGUACAAACUCAGAUGUACCUAUGAUAAUGAAGAAAAAAACAAUUAGCCUAAGUUUAGAAUUAAUUGAAUUCUCUGGCAUCACGGAUAGUGUUUAAAUAUUUUUUAUUGGCAAGAGAUGAAAUAAUGAUAAAUGAAGUGAAUGAAUAAAGUAACAUGUGCAAGGAUUUCUUUGCAAGCACUAUCCAAGCUGAUUUAUUUUUGCGAUACCGAAAGUCGAUUUUUAUUCCCAGAAUUUGUAUGUAAAAAUGAUAUAUAUAUUAUAAAUACAUUAUGACUAUUGUUUCCUCUUAUGUUGAUUCUUCAGGCAAGUCUUGACUUACAAUUGUACAUGUUAAUUGCAGUGAGGUGGUUAUUAGUUGGAGGUGAUUGAUGCAUUAGUCGAACAACAUGAGUCAUUCAUUGAUAGUAUGUCACCUCACAGUCUGUUCAGCUCUGUGUGUCCAACUGUACACGAUUGAAAAUUUUUGUAUGAAAAAAAAUGAGAACAGCGUGUAACGUCUAGAUUUAUUUACUGUCGAUAUGAAUAAUUAGGAGUUACGGGGAGAUGUUGCGUUGCAGGCGAAUGAGAGCAAGUAACAUGCGAUCCAAGUAGCGCACGAUAUAUACGAAAUUAGGUAUUAAUAAAUAUGUCUCGAGGGACAUUUCAAUUUUUUAAA